AUGGCGCUGGAGCUCAUUCUGCAACUGCGCGAGCCACCGCGCAGCCGCCUUCGUCUUCCCGAAGCAUUUGCGAGGGUGCUGGAGGUCGACCAGCCACCGAGGUUGAGGCUUCACAUGAAGGGGUGUUGCAAUGGCAACAUGUUGGCGAACACAAGGUUCCCCGCCCCUCAUGUAAUGCUCCUCCGCCGGGGUUGGAAAACCUUCGCGCGUGCCUACUGCUUGAUGAAGGGGCACGUCCUCUGCUUCAAGUUAGCAGAGAGCGACCUGCUCUCCGUCAAGGUCUUCGGGCGCUCGGGGUACAGGCUAGGGUGCUGUGCGGAGAGCUCGAGUGAUGACGAAAGCUCCUCCUCGAGCAAAAGUGACCAGGAGGACAGCGACAGUGGCGACGAGGGCAAUGGGCGGGAGGAUGACGGGUCCGACUAG
Aegilops tauschii subsp. strangulata is the source of this 423-nucleotide messenger RNA. The record is from RefSeq and is a predicted model, not a curated record. NCBI's taxonomy places the organism in Eukaryota, Viridiplantae, Streptophyta, Magnoliopsida, Poales, Poaceae.